AUGAAGAUCCAAUUAUAUGCUAUGAUAAUAUUGUCCUUACACGGAUUGGCCAACAGUGCUAGCACUGAGGAGGAAGAAGAAGCAGAAGUUGUUACUGUCACCAGAUCAUCCUCCAGCUCUAAUGCAAGAGCCACCAGUGAGAGUGAGGACGAAAGUGAAAGUGAGAGUUCAGUGAGUCCCUCCAGAUCAUCUGCAUCUCCCUCCAGUACUAUCAGAGCCGCCAGCAGCAGCGUUGCAGUGGUCGAUGAAGAAGAAGACGAAAUUGAGUUCCUAACUGGGGCCAUUGAAGACGACGAGUACCUCUACGGAAGCAUGACCGGUGCUGACGACGAAGACGAAACACAAACCGCUGUGAGCUCGAGUAAAAGCAAAAAGGCAAAGAGCAGCACAGUGGAAGAUGACGACGAAAGCAGCAGCAGCUCGAAGAAGAAGAAGAAAAGCAGCUCUGAGGAAACCUCUGCCUCGUCCAAUGGAUCCGGCUCAGUGAGAUGGUUGGGCAAGAGAGUGAACGACCCCAGCAGACCCUUGUCAACAGCUGCGAGCCUCAUGAUUGGGGGUAUGGUGUCUGGAGGUCUUGCUUUGUUGACCUUGUAG
Molecule: messenger RNA, 594 nt
Organism: Ascoidea rubescens DSM 1968
Lineage: Eukaryota; Fungi; Ascomycota; Saccharomycetes; Ascoideales; Ascoideaceae
Exons: 1
Coding region: 1-594 (197 amino acids)
Source: RefSeq, a predicted model, not a curated record